Messenger RNA from Piliocolobus tephrosceles (Ugandan red Colobus), 654 nucleotides. It is a transcript of the gene RIPPLY2, whose product is annotated as ripply transcriptional repressor 2. Bases 148 to 534 code for a protein of 128 amino acids. Lineage: Eukaryota; Metazoa; Chordata; Mammalia; Primates; Cercopithecidae. Gene Ontology annotation, cellular component: nucleus. Gene Ontology annotation, biological process: embryonic pattern specification; negative regulation of transcription by RNA polymerase II. The transcript has 4 exons. The record is from RefSeq and is a predicted model, not a curated record.
GCGGUUAGCAAAGGAGAGGGGCGGAGAGGGAGCGAACAAUGUGCAGCAGACCGCGAGGGCUAUAUAAAGCUCGGGUCUCGGACCUACUGGAACUAGCCAAGAUUGCCCGCGAGCUGGCAGCGGCCUUACGCCAGUCUCCGCGGCGCCAUGGAGACCGCAGGAGGCGCAGAGGGCGCAGAGAGUGGAGCCGCUGCGUGCACGGCCACCGACCGCACUACGCGGCGCGCGGCCGCAGACUCCGGAUACGCGGGCUUCUGGAGACCCUGGGUGGACGCCGCAGGCAAGAAAGAAGAGGAGACGCCGAACCACGCCGCGGAGGCGAUGCCGGAUGGCCCUGGAAUGACCGCAGCCCCAGGAAAGCUUUCGCAAUUCAGGCACCCAGUCAGACUAUUUUGGCCAAAAUCAAAGUGUUAUGAUUACUUAUAUCAAGAAGCAGAAGCUCUUCUGAAAAAUUUACCAAUUCAAGCCACAAUUUCAUUUUAUGAAGAUUCUGAUAGUGAAGAUGAAAUUGAGGAGCUGACCUGUGAAAAUUAAUCUGAUUAGCUACUUUUGAUUAUAUCCAGAGCUUUUAGGGUUUAAAUUUAGUGUACAAAUGUAUCAUAAUUAUUUUAAGCUAAUUUAUUUGUAUAUAAAUUAUUAAAAGUGAAAUAUUUU